Molecule: messenger RNA, 1288 nt
Organism: Arabidopsis arenosa
Lineage: Eukaryota; Viridiplantae; Streptophyta; Magnoliopsida; Brassicales; Brassicaceae
Source: the annotation of a GenBank genome assembly
AAUUGACUAACUAACCUAAAGGGUAGGUGAAAUGACCAAAGGUAGUGGUGGUGGUUCCGGCGACGGCGGUGGUUCCGGCUCCGGCGGUGGUUCCGGCUCCGGCGGUGGUUCCGGCGACGGCGGUGGCUCCGGCGACGGCGGUGGCUCCGGCGACGGCGGUGGCUCCGGAGACGGCGGUGGUUCCGGAGACGGCGGUGGUUCCGGCGACGGCGGUGGUUCCGGCGACGGCGGUUGUUCCGGCGACGGCAGUGGUUCCGGAGACGACGGUAGUUCCGGUGAUGGUGGUGGCUCCGGAGACGCUGGUAGCUCCGGCGACAGCGGCGGUGGUGAUGAUAGUGGCUGCUCCGGUGCAGUUCCCGAUUUCAGAUGCUUACUCCAGCCGUCAGAUCCUCCUUGCCAUGUUUGUUCUCAGUCACUCUCUUUACUUCCUCAUCUAAACCCUAAUUACAGAUGCAAUACAUCGCUCUUGAUUGAUUAUUGCAGCAAGGAAAAAGAUGGUAGACAUUAUUACAUACUUAUUGAUGUUGGCAAGAGUUUUAGAGAGCAAGUCCUUCGUUGGUUUACCUUUUAUAAGAUUCCUCGAGUCGAUUCCAUCAUUCUAACUCAUGAGCACGCAGACGCGGUUCAUGGCUUAGAUGAAAUUCGAUCUCUUCAGCCUCGCGGUUCAACUGAUCCACUUCCUGUCUUUCUAUCUCAGUUUACAAUGAAAAGCAUUUCUAUGAAGUUCCCUUAUUUGGUUGAAAAAAAGGUUAAAGAAGUACCUAGACGGGUUUCGCUGCUUGACUGGAAAAUCAUCGAAGAGAAUUGUGACAAACCAUUCACUGCCUCGGGCUUAUCUUUCACGCCUCUUCCGGUGAUGCAUGGAGAGGACUACAUUGCUUUAGGUUUCCUCUUCGGCGAUAAAAGUAAAGUGGCUUAUAUCUCAGAUGUAUCACGUAUUCCACCGAGUACCGAGUAUGCUAUUUCCAAAUCUGGGGCUGGACAGUUAGAUCUUCUUAUCCUGGAUACAAAUAUACCGCGGAAGAGAGGACUACAUCCCACACACAUCUGUUUUCCUGAGGCUCUUGAAAUCAUAAAGAGGCUCUGCCCAAAGAGAGCGCUUUUAACGGGCAUGACACACGACUUUGAUCACCAUGAAUACAAUGAGAUACUAGUGGAGUGGUCUCUAAGGGAAGGAAUCCAUGUACAGCUUGCUCACGACGGAUUACGGCUUCCAAUAGAUCUAUGAGCAAAUUGCUAAAUUCAAAUUUAAGAUAAGGAGAGACAAAUCUCAGAAUUCUUGUUACCU